AUGCCUUCACACAUUGCUCUCCCUGGCGCUGCGCGUCCUCGCCCUAGAUUUCGUGUCAACGGUUCAAAUUGGAGAUGGGUCAAGAAGGGUCUGACUUUACUAUUUGCCUUUUUUGCGUUUACGUUCACAGUAUACUACUUAGUAUGUUCCCUCUCCUCGAUUGAAGCUCAAACUGACCAUCAGAUUCAUAAUGAUAGUCUUUGGAGGCCAACGGGUCCGAUAUUACAAGAAACCGAAGUCACCCCAGCCAACAUCUCCUCAGGGGAAAGAAAGUUUGUUAUCGUUUUACCCGUCGACGAUUCGAGUCCCGAUCUCUGCAAGGUUGUCAGCAGCGCCGUGGCGUUGGGGUAUCCCGCGCCUGUGAUUGUCAAUUGGAAGAAAGACUUUCACACCGAUGCCGACGGUAUUGGACCUUCGCAGCUGGGAAAAAUUACUGGUACACUCAACUACCUAGAAUGGGCAACAGGCGAUGAAGUCUCGGAGGAGGAGAAGCUGGGAGAGCAUGAUCUCGUGCUCAUGCUGGACGCACACGACAUUUGGCUACAACUACCUCCGAGCGUCAUGAUGCACCGAUACUACAGCAGUAACGAGCGAGCAAACCGACGAAUUGCAGAGGAAUAUGGUUUCUUCGACAAGGAAUUAAUGCAGCAGACCAUCAUUGCCGCCGCGCAAAAGGGAUGCAUCGCCCCACGCGACAAGAUCUCGAACCUCUACUGCAACGACGUCCCCGACAGCACCCUCCCCGAGAAUGUCUUUGGCUUCUUCACCGACUAUACUGUAUCACGAUACAAAUACAUGCGCCCCAAGUAUGUCAACAGUGGCAGUUUCAUGGGUCCCGCAGGCGACAUGCGACGAUACUUCCAGCGUGUCAAAGAUCGCAUGGACCAAGAUCUCCUUGAGGUCAGGUCUGCCGAGGACCUUGCUGGUGACCAGGGUAUUUUUGCCGAGAUUUUUGGCGAGCAGGAACUUUGGCGCCGGCAGAUCAAGCAGGAUGACUUUGCUGGCGACAACCCUGGAAAAGAGGCGGCACUUUCUGCCCGAAACGAAUUUGAGUACCAUGUCGGCUUGGAUUACACACAAGAACUGUUCUACCCGACUUGCUACUCUGACUACGCCGGUGCUUUCGUGUCGCUUGACGAUCCCUCUACGAUUGCCAAGGAGUCGAGCCAAGCUGGCGUUUCGCCCCCUCGCGUAGGUGGUGUGCCAAGCGACAUUUCCAAGGCUGAAGCUCCAUUUUCUCAAUUGGAUGACCACGUGGGCGGUUGGGGUGACGUUUCGCUGUAUGUGGACUUCUGGACGACCUCUGUUCCCGUUGCGAUACACCACAACGCCUGGAGAGAUGGACUAAAGGCCCGUCGCUCGACAUGGUGGGAUAAGACGUGGUACUUUCCACAGCUGCGCAACCUGAUCGAGGCGCACAUGACAGCAAACACAACAACACCGUUAGCGAGUAUUACCGCCGACGAUGGCAACCUGGAGGUUUGGUCAUACGGCGCAAAGACCAAAGGUAGUGCGUCGCUACUAUUUGGAAAGAACAAGGACACAAAGGCUUGGGGAUUGCGAUCGACAGAUUGGGAUACGAUCUGUAAAGCCAGUAAUGAAGCGGAGACUGAAUCGCGCUGGUAUGACGAAGUAUUCAGGGAUGGAAAGGGAUUACUAUAG
Messenger RNA from Fusarium mangiferae, 1662 nucleotides. RefSeq lists its product as uncharacterized. Bases 1 to 1662 code for a protein of 553 amino acids. Lineage: Eukaryota; Fungi; Ascomycota; Sordariomycetes; Hypocreales; Nectriaceae. The transcript has a single exon. The record is from RefSeq and is a predicted model, not a curated record.